GGGCCCCAGUGAUGCCCUGCGGCGCGCCGGACGCUAGGUGGUCUGGCCAUGUUUCGCGCUCUGAGCGCCCUGGGCGCGCGGCCCAUGGGCCGGCCCCCAGCCCCGUUUCUGCUCCCCGCGCGCUGCCGCAAGACCCGCCACGACCCGCCGGCCAAGUCCAAGGUUGGGCGCGUGGCGACCCCACCCGCUGUGGAUCCUGCGGAAUUCUUCGUGCUGACGGAGCGUUACCGGCAGUACCGCCAGACGGUGCGCGCCCUCAGGCUGGAGUUCGUGUCCGAGGUGCGCAAGAAGGUGCACGAGGCCCGGACCGGUGUCUUGGCAGAGCGCAAGGCACUGGAGGACGCCGCUGAGCACCGCGAGCUGAUGGCCUGGAACCAGGCGGAGAACCAGCGGCUGCGCGAGCUGCGGAUGGCCAGGCUGCGGCAGGAGGCGCGGGAGCAGGAGCGGCGGCAGGCGGAGGAGGAGGCCCGGCAGGCCCGAGAGGCGCAGGCUUGGGUGCAGCUCAAGGAGCGUGAAGUGCUGCAGCUGCAGGUGGGCCGCAAAAAACUUCAUCACCCGAGAGAACCUGGAGGCUCGGGUGGAAGAAGCGUUGGACUCCCCCAAGAGCUACAAUUGGGCCAUCACCAGAGAGGGGCUGGUGGUCAGGCCACAGCACAAGGGCUCCUGAGGGCCCAGUAAGGACAGUGUCCACCCAGGGACCGUGGGGGUAGGGGGGUUGGGCCUGAUCUGGAAUAAAGCAGUUGUUUCUUAUGAAGGAGAA
Lagenorhynchus albirostris (white-beaked dolphin) is the source of this 760-nucleotide messenger RNA. RefSeq names its product mitochondrial ribosomal protein S26 (gene MRPS26). The coding region runs from base 49 to 678 and encodes 209 amino acids. The record is from RefSeq and is a predicted model, not a curated record. The transcript has 4 exons. Gene Ontology annotation, cellular component: mitochondrial small ribosomal subunit. Lineage: Eukaryota; Metazoa; Chordata; Mammalia; Artiodactyla; Delphinidae.